Messenger RNA from Gaeumannomyces tritici R3-111a-1, 1521 nucleotides. RefSeq names its product amino acid transporter. Gene Ontology annotation, biological process: amino acid transmembrane transport. The transcript has 2 exons. Lineage: Eukaryota; Fungi; Ascomycota; Sordariomycetes; Magnaporthales; Magnaporthaceae. Bases 1 to 1521 code for a protein of 506 amino acids. The record is from RefSeq and is a predicted model, not a curated record. Gene Ontology annotation, cellular component: vacuolar membrane. Gene Ontology annotation, molecular function: amino acid transmembrane transporter activity.
AUGGCCGACUCCAGGUGGAACGCGCAGCGCGGCGUGGCCGCAGACGGCACCGCGGACGCCAAGGGUGAGAAGUCGUCCAUGGAGCGGACCGUCGACGGCGAGAACUCGGGGUCGGAAACCAACCACUGGGCCGACGACGGCGUGGCCCCGGCCGGCGAGAUGUACGACGCCUCCGGGCACAGGGGCAAGGAGGGUAUCCUAGACGGGCCCGGCGGCACCACGGCGCCGGUGACGAGCGGCAACAUCUUCAGCGAGGGCGGGCGCGACUACCGCACCAUGGGCAAGUGGGAUGCCACGCUCGUGCUCAUCACCAACCAGAUCGGGCCCGGCAUCCUGGCGCUGCCGGCCGUGGUGCGCGUGCUGGGCAUCGUGCCGGCCACCAUCGCCAUCAUCGGCAUCGGCAUGCUCUCGACCUACACGGCCUACGAGCUGCUGCAGUUCUACCGCCGGCACCCGCACGUCGUCAACCUCGUCGACAUGGCCUACAUUGUCGGCGGGCGCCCGCUCGAGAUCGUCAUGGGCGUCAGCCUGGUCCUGGACCUGAUCCUAACGUGCGGCUCCAUGUCGGUGACGCUGUCGGUGGCAUUCAACACCAUCACCGAGCACGCCAUGUGCACGGCCGGCUUUAUCGGCAUCUCGGCCCUCUUCGUGGCCCGCAUCGGCAUCCCGUCCACCAUCUCCAUCGUGGCCGCCGUCUUCAUCGUCAUCAUCAGCCUCGGCGUGGGGCACCCGCAGAACGCGCCGCCCGAGUGGUCGCGCGUCGACGUCGUCAUGUUCCCCGUCGGCUUCCCCAACUUCCGCGACGGCAUGAACGCCUGCCUCAACUUGGCCUUUGCCUACGCCGGCAACGUCGGCUUCGUCAGCUACAUGGCCGAGAUGAAGGACCCGUCCAGGGACUUUAUGUUUGCCGCCUGGGCCCUGCAGGUCUUCACCAUCCCGCUCUACAUCGUCGCCGGCGUCACCAUCUACGGCCUGGCCGGCGAGCACGUCACCAGCCCCUCGCUCGGCUCCGCGCCCGUCGUGCCCGCAAAGGUGGCCUACGCCGUCGCGCUCCCCUGCGUCUUCGCGUCGGGCUGCGUCUUUGGCCACACGGGCAUCAAGUACAUGUACGUCGUGGCCAUGAAGCGCCUGGGCGCCACGGGCGAGCUGACGGCCCGCACGGCGCGCAGCUGGGCCGUCUGGGUCGGCUGCGCCGUCGUGUUCUGGGUGCUGGCCUACGUGCUGGCCAACGCCAUCCCCAUCUUCGACUCGAUCCUGUCUAUCGCGUCCGCCACCUUCAUCGCCUGGUUCACCUUUGGCUUCGCGGCCGUGCUGUGGUUCAACCUCUUCUGGGGCAGGGACAUGGCCACGGGCUGGCGCAGGAUCUCGCUCACCGUCGUCAACGCGCUCAUCAUCGUCAUGACGCUCUUCAUGAACUCGGUGGGGCUGUGGUCGGCCGCCAUGGGCCUGCAGGAGGUGUUUGACAACCCCGAGAACAACAUCAAUGCCCCGUUUACGUGUGCGGACAACUCCAUUUUCUGA